AUGUCAUUCCCUCAAAAAGAGAUCUCAUCACUUUCUUUAUCUCUUUCUUCUUCUUCUUCUUCUUCUUCUUCUUCUUCUUUUUUCGUUAUUACUAUUGUUAAUUUCUUUCUUCUUGUCUACCAUGUUUUUCUCGUUCUGCAUUAUAUUCUUCUCACAUAUAUUACUAUUUCCUUCUUCACCAUCUUUUUUGCUAUCUUCAUCUUCUUCUCCUUCUAUAUCUCCUUUUUUCUUCUCACUUUUAUUAUUAUUAUUAUUAUUGUCUUUCUUCGCUGUCUUCUCCGUCUCCGUAUUUUUUUCCUCCAUUAUUUUAUUAUACGUCUAUUUUAUCUUAUUGUCCUUCUUCACCAUUCUUAUUAUUAUUAUUAUCUACCUUCUACCUUCUUCUUCUUCUUCUUCUUCUUUUUUAUUAUUAUUAUUAUUAUUAUUAUUAUUAUUAUUGUCCAUCUUCUUAUCUUCUUCUUGGCUACCUUCUUCUUUCUUAUCUCCUUUUUCUUAUUAUUAUUAUUAUUGUCUUUCUUCGCUAUUUCUCCUCCGUCUUCUUCUUUACUAACUUUCUCUUCUCCUCCUACGUGUCUUUUUUCUCCUCACUACAACUAUUAUUAUUAUUAUCAUUAUUAUUGUUUUGUUGUUGUUGUCUUUCUUCACCGUUUUCUUCUUGACUACGUUCAUCUUUUCCGUCUACAUCUCCUUUUUCUUCUAACUAUUAUUAUUAAUACUAUAAUUAUUAUUAUCCUUCUCAGCCGCCUUCUUCUUGUCUACCUUCGUCUUCUUUUUCUACGUCUCCUUUUCUUCUCACUAUUAUUAUUAUUAUUAGAUGUAGUUGUAGUAAUAGUAGUAUCUUUCUUUGACAUUUUCUUUCUGAUUGCCUUAUCAUGUCUCUUCCUUUUCUUUCUCACUAUUUUCUUCCUUCUCGUAGUCCAGUUUGUAAUUAUAGAGCUUCGUACAAUGAUCAUUAUUUCUUCUUUCGGCUUCAUGACGGCGGCCAUCUUUGUUGUCAUUCUUUAUUGUUUCUUUCGAUUCUCGUCUGCAUUCGGCAAAUAUUUUCUUUUCUUUUUUUUUUUUCUUCCUUCCAUUUCAGAUCUACUGGAACCGUUCCAUUACCUCCAUCGCUGGAAGGUGGCCAUCAACUUCGAUGCUUUAAAAGGUGUCGUCUGA
This is a messenger RNA of Acanthosepion pharaonis, 1155 nucleotides long. NCBI's taxonomy places the organism in Eukaryota, Metazoa, Mollusca, Cephalopoda, Sepiida, Sepiidae. The record is from the annotation of a GenBank genome assembly.